Acaulospora morrowiae is the source of this 787-nucleotide messenger RNA. The record is from the annotation of a GenBank genome assembly. NCBI's taxonomy places the organism in Eukaryota, Fungi, Glomeromycota, Glomeromycetes, Diversisporales, Acaulosporaceae.
GCUAGACGACAUGAGCAUGAAAUGGCUUUUUCAGCCUAACAGGCACGCUUCAGAACAACCCCAAUCAAAUACAAAGCUUGUUACGCCCGAACAGUUCACCUUCACUUGGACUGUAAGGGAUUAUCAUGAAGUGGCUGAUCUCUAUCCGACUGGUAGAUGGUUUUAUAGUGACAGUUUUGUUGAGCCAAGUAACCCUCAGCCCUCAAAGAUCUAUCUAUGGCGUAUGUGCAUGUAUCCCAACGGUGUUUCUCAAAAUGACAAGAAUUAUAUAGGUUUAUUUCUUAAGGCCAUUCCAAAUGAUCAUGAAAGAGACGGUAAUUCUUCUGGUAGAGAGAGAACCUAUGCCUUUGAAGUGUACCGAAUAGAGUCAACUUCUUCCUCGUCACCAUUAGGUUCUGCCAAUAUGCCAACUCCAGUAUUGUUAAAAAAUGAGAAGUUUUCAAAAACGAGAUUUGGAUUUGGCUCUGAUCAAGUAUUUGGUCGUCGGCAAUUCCUGAAAUUAUCAGAAGUCUACCCUGAUUCAUCGAGCAAGUUUAAUUUGAUAGUUCGUGUACGUAUUACCAACGAAGAGAAUAAUGCUAUGAUGCCCUCCGUAUCGGAUGCGCCUCAUAGUGAAUUUCCAUUGGCCAUCCAAAUUCCAAAAUAUUUUGACGAUGAUCGUUUUUGUGAUGUAGAAUUCACCUUUCAAUGUGGAUCUCGUAUCCGAGCACAUCGAAUAAUCUUGGCAUCACAAUCGAAAUACUUUGAAUCGUUAUUAAGUGGACAAUGGGUGGAGAGUCGAAACAAA